CGUCUCAGAUCAGCUACGACUCCAAAUAAUUGCAAAGUGGCUGAAUGCUCUCGUAAAUCCAUCCUCGAUUGGUGAAGAGCAGCUGGUUAGCCCUUACUAUUGGUCCCAUCUGGUACAUGGGCCGGAUCUUCACCAGUGUCUUUCCCGCUUUUGAUCUGAUAACCUGAACCGAGACACCUUGGGCAUCACCUGUUGGGUCCGAAAACUUUUGUUCAAUCCUCUGCCAUCAGCAACCAGCUGGGAUCCGACUCACAAUGUCCACCAGGUCUGCGAGGUUGGGUCUACAGCUGAUCCAGACUCGUGCGAGCCUGGCCCCGACGAAAAAAGCCUUGUCGACAUCACGACGCGAGAUCUCGUCGGCAGCUGCGAUUGCCCAAAGCCAUCACCGAGUCUCAGCAUCAAAAUUGACACCUCUAGCUGCAAAUCCGCCGUCCUCAACCACGACGCCUUCCUCAUUCUUUACUCCCUCUCUGUGUCGGACGAGGAAUGCAUCGACAUCCUCAAAUGUCUCCGCCUCCACAACCUCCACAUCUCCGCCGCCGUCCUCCUCUCCCACUGCUCUAGAUUGGAAUACCUUCUUCCGCCUUCGAACUGUGCGGCGUCGCUACGCCCUCACCUCUUCAAUCAUUACGUCGUUUGCUUCUACGACCGGAGCGUUGGUCGCAUUUUCCGAAAUCCCGGCCUUUGCUGAUAACAUCACAAAAAUCAUUCCUACCGAUCCGGUCAUUGGUAUUGGGAUUGCAACAUUUGGAGCCACAUUCUUUGGCUGGCUGAUUGGCCCUGCUUUUGGAAACACUCUCUGGAGACUGUUGCAUCGAAGUCGUCUGCCAGAGUUCAACAAAAAAGAGCGAGAAUUUUUUGAAAGGAUCAAAAAACACAGAGUCAACCCAAGUGGCGCGAGCACCAACAAUCCAGUACCUGAUUUCUAUGGUGAGAAAGUGGGAAGUGUGGCUGGCUACCGACGGUGGCUCAAAGACCAGCGUGCUUUCAACAGGAAGCGGGGAGGAAGCUAUCCCCCAACCAUGUGAACAGAGGUGUUUGGGGCCGUCACAAUCAGAUCGCUGCGGAAAGCUUGCAGCAAAGGAUUCAAUGUAUGGCAAAGAGCGAUUUCCCUCGAGCUAAUGUGGCCGAGUUCUCUGAUGGUGAUGACUCUCCAAAGCACGGCUGGACUGGGCGUUAGAACAAGGCAACAUGGGCAUUCACCUUGUCAGCUGUGCAGAUGAACAUUCGAAAAAGCCAUCAUUCUCGUGUAAUAACAUUUCAGUUAUCACCCUCGUUGUACAACAACUGACACUCCGAUAUGACAAGAUCCAACUAUAUUCCAAAUGAUACCCUUCCACCCAAGCUUUCGCAUCUGAGAAUAGGUCUUGUGACCCAAGCGGUCUCCCUCUGUGUGUUUCACCUCACGGUGCAGCUUCCCGUGACAAAGUGAGGUUUUGUACAAGACCACUCCUGCUCGAAC
Molecule: messenger RNA, 1462 nt
Organism: Cladophialophora immunda
Lineage: Eukaryota; Fungi; Ascomycota; Eurotiomycetes; Chaetothyriales; Herpotrichiellaceae
Exons: 1
Coding region: 255-1028 (257 amino acids)
Biological process (GO): protein import into mitochondrial matrix
Cellular component (GO): PAM complex, Tim23 associated import motor
Source: RefSeq, a predicted model, not a curated record